Molecule: messenger RNA, 705 nt
Organism: Sporisorium graminicola
Lineage: Eukaryota; Fungi; Basidiomycota; Ustilaginomycetes; Ustilaginales; Ustilaginaceae
Exons: 3
Coding region: 1-705 (234 amino acids)
Source: RefSeq, a predicted model, not a curated record
AUGGUGCUCUACUUCACAUCCACUGCGGUGGAUCCACCAGCGACCAUCUACAUGGGCAAAGACAAGUUCGAAAACGAAGAGCUUCUCAAGUACGGCUUGGAGCGAGACGUCUGGUUUCACGUCGACAAGCUCUCAUCCGCACACGUGUAUCUUCGCUUACCCGAGCACAUCGAGUCGUGGGAAGCGAUACCCGAGCCAUUGGUCAGCGACUGCUCGCAGCUCGUCAAGGCUAACUCGAUCGAGGGCAACAAGAAGGCGAACCUCACCAUCAUCUAUACGCCUUGGGCCAAUGUCAAGAAAAGCGGCGACAUGGCGGUCGGUGCCGUGACUUUUCACAACGAUCGCAAAGUCAAGCGUUUCCAUGUCAAGGAGAAGGACAAUGCGGUGGUCAAUCGGUUGAAUAAGACCAAGAGAGAGGUGCAGGUUGACCACGAGGCAGAACGCCAGGAUCGUCUUCGUGAGGAGGGUAGGCUGAAGAAGGCCAGGGCUAUCGAAGAUAAAAAGACCCAGCAAGCCGAACAGAAGCGGAGAAAGGAAGAAGCAGAGGCAAGAGAUUACUCCAAGCUCUAUUCUUCCGAAGCUAUGGAAGAAGAGCGCAGACUCAAGGAAGAGCGCAGGCUUGCAAAGCUCAACGGCGGGGCAUCAGCAGACGAAGACGAAGGCGAGCACGAUGAUGGCAUGGACAGCGACGAUUCGUUCAUGUAG